UCGUAAUCAUAACUGAUACCGGUAAUGUCUGCUGGAUGGAUCGAAAUGAACAGAAGAAUGUUUAGGUCUCUCUAGCUUUUGUUAAGUCAUUUUAAACUAUUAAUUAAUUAAAGUUCUAUCAUCAUGUUGAGUAUACUUUCUACGACUUAUUUGUUGAAACAGACCCAACGUUUGUCGAUGGUUGCAUACGGUGUAAGAUACCGAAGUCAGCGUAGGAAUCUUGGGAAAUCGCCGAAAGAUGGGAAAACUUUGGCUCAGAGAUUACAAGAAUUGAACUUCAAAAAUCCUACAGUACACUAUAGAGUAGAUAUUGGAUUACCACCCAUUGACAGAGAUAGAAAAAAAGAAACAGCUUAUCGAAUGGAUUACAUGAAGAAAAUCAAAUGCAAUGCAGAAUUAGAAAAAUUAGCGAGGAAUAAUGAAUUACCUAUAUCAAUGGAAAAUAUUAAUGAAGAGUGGUCCAAAACUAAUGCUCCAUUGCACAUAAAAAAAAUAGCUGAACAUUAUGGGGUUUUCCAACAUUUAUUUGGUGAUGCUUACUUCAUGCCUUACAUUUUACUGGAUAUCAAUUACAACAUAGAUGAUUCGAGUAAUGUGCCUGUUUAUAGAGGAAAUAUUGUUAAACCUAAUGAAGCUUUGAAAGUUCCAGAAAUUAAGUUUGAUGCUCCAGAAGACUCUUUGUGGACGUUAGUCUUAACUAAUCCUGAUGAGCAUUUACAAAAAGAAGACGUUGAAUAUGUUCAUUGGCUAAUAGGAAACAUUCCUGGUGGAAAAGUGAGUAAAGGAGAAACUGCAAUUAGUUAUUUACAACCGUUUCCUGCUAGAGGCACAGGUUAUCAAAGAAUGAUUUUUAUUCUUUAUAGACAAUCAUCAAAAAUAGAUUAUUCACAACUGACAAAAUUAGCUAAUGAUAAUGAUAAGUUUGAAUUAGAUAGGCGAACAUUUAAUACAUACAAUUUUUAUCAAUCAAGACAAGAUAUCCUCACACCUGCUGGAUUAGCUUUCUAUCAAACUGAUUGGGAUAGCAGUGUAACACAAUUUUAUCAUGAAAAAUUAAAUAUCAAAGAACCUGUGUACGAAUAUGAUUUUCCAGCACCUUACAUCAAACCUCAAAAAUGGUUUCCUCUAAAACAACCUUUUAAUUUAUAUAUGGAUAAAUAUCGAGAUGAAAAACAAAUUGCAAAAGAAUUUUUGCUUAGAAAACUGAAAAAGAGACACCCAUUUGAAAAAUCUCCAUUACCUCUCAAGUAUCCAAAUGCUGUACCAUUCAAAAAGAGUAUUCCAUCUUGGCUCAAAUUGGAAAUGAGGAAAGAAAGAAUGAGAUGGGGUCGCGUAAAUGAUUACUAAUUUAUUUGUUAUGUUUAUAAGUUAUAAGUAUAUUAAACAAUAAAUUAUUAAAAUUAA
Messenger RNA from Daktulosphaira vitifoliae (grape phylloxera), 1404 nucleotides. RefSeq names its product 39S ribosomal protein L38, mitochondrial (gene mRpL38). The transcript has 7 exons. The record is from RefSeq and is a predicted model, not a curated record. NCBI's taxonomy places the organism in Eukaryota, Metazoa, Arthropoda, Insecta, Hemiptera, Phylloxeridae. The coding region runs from base 124 to 1347 and encodes 407 amino acids. Gene Ontology annotation, cellular component: mitochondrial large ribosomal subunit.